AUGGAGCUCCACACGCCGAAGCGGGAGUCGCGCCCGUCAGCGGAGUCGCUCGACCGCAGCCCGUCGAUGUGCGAGGACAAGACGCUCUAUCCGUGGAACUGGGGUGAGGAGGCGCGCAACGUGCAUCUAAGCCCGGGCAGCUCGUGCUCCUCGCCGGAAUACCGGGAGCAGCAUGUCGCGGGCCUGGACGCGGGCGGCGGUAGCGCGGGCGGCAGAUCGGUCGCCGGCAACGGCAACUCCGAGAGCCACCGGCGCGGCCGGCCGCGCGCCGACGCACUCACGAAUCUCAUGAAGCAGGGCAGCACCUCGCCGAGCAGCAUCAAGUGCUCCUACUGCAACCGGGUGUUCCCGCGCGAGAAGAGCCUGCAGGCGCACCUGCGCACUCACACGGGAGAACGUCCAUAUCCUUGUGAUUAUCCUGGAUGCACGAAGGCUUUCACCCAGUCGGGACAGCUGAAGACUCAUCAACGAUUGCACACAGGAGAGAAGCCAUUUUUAUGCACCGAACCGGGUUGUGAAACGAGAUUCACUCAUGCCAAUAGACAUUGCCCCGAUCAUCCUUACGCCAAUCUUACAAGAUCAGACGACUUUGUGCUGAAGCCUGUGUCCGACAACACGGAAUUACCAUACGAUGUAACGCGAUGGUUGGAGCGCUACAAGAUGUCGAGGGAACGAGAGGAUCGCACGCCGACCGGGAAGAACGAACGGAAGAAGAAGACGUGGAAGAGCACCGCCGAGAAUCACAAGAGGAUAAAGUCCAGAAAAGGCCUCAUGAUGGACAUGGCGGGGGAGCAGGAAAAUCUCGACCGCAACCAAUCGAAUCAGCGGCUUCACUGCGGGGAGAAUAGUCAGGACAGUCAGGAGGAGAGCCAGGACGAGGAUCCGGCUGAGACGUGCUGCGCGAUACUGCAAACAUCCGAGGACGAGGAGGCGUCGAGCGCCAAGCUGGCGAUCACCUCGCUGAGACGACCCUUGGACCGACUGCAACCAAAGAAACGAUGGCUACGAUACGCCUGCUUGGAUCAACAGCUAGACCUGAACGAGGACGUUAGAACGAACAAUGUAACGGCCGUAUGCAAGAUGGACGAGAAACAAAUUCUGAGCGGAUCCACAGAACCGUCGCAGCUUCACUGGUCCUACGCGACGUACAACUUGGAUAAUUCUGUCGCCGUAAAUAAUGCGUCCGUGCCGAUUCUGGAUAGCAAGCUCGAAACUCCGAAUGCGCAACUGCAGCCUUCGUAUGCCGCCCCUCAAAUGUGUUGCAUUAUGAAUCACAACGAAUCUCCAAAAGAAAUGGCGAAAGAAAAUGUGUACGAGAUUGUGCAUCCUCUGAAUCACCCGCAGUGGGAUCCGCUGUACAGUUUGUCGAGUAAUCAGGGUAUUUUUGAAACGAGUAUUAACGAGUCUGCUUUGAAAAUUCCAAGUUCCGAAUCGGUAUGCUCGCAUUUCGAUUAUGCAGAGCAGAUUGUUCAUACGGAGACAACGACGAAUCAGGACACGCUGGCGAGUUCUCGUAUCAGCGAAAACGAGACUAGACCGACGGUUCUGAUAUUGGCCGGUAGUUCCAGUAGCAGCAAAGAAAUCGUCUCGAGACCGCCCCUCGCCCCGAUCGAUCCUGCGACCACGGAAAUAAUUGGUGUUCAGCGGGAGGACAAUCUAAACGUAGCCAAGUUACCGGUACAGGAAGACAAUAAAAAAUGGCAGGGGGCUUUGGCACUGAUGGAACUGGCUACGACGCAAGAAGAGGCGAGGAUUUUAGCGAGUCUUAAGCAUGUUAGGGACGAAUGUAAUUCCGCGUCUUCAGAAUUAUUAUAGCCAUUUACAGACUGUGAUUACAGGUUAUUGUAACUUUGUUAUUUUUAUAUGCAAGAAGAAAAGCGAAUAAAAGCUGUCCACUCGUGUGUAACACAGUCCAUUUAUCGGCAUAAAAAAAACUGUAAAAGCGGUCUCCUGCUGUGAAACACAUCUGUUUUCUUCCUUCGAUUAUUAUUACUCCAACUUUUUACCACUAUUGUUCUCACGUGAUGAAUUGUGUUUGAUUUUAAUUGACGAUUUUCUGAAUUUUUUUAACUUCAUGUGUUAAUUAUAUUAUGUAUACCUACAAAACAGAGAUAAUAACUGUUUUGCUGUUAUAAUCACUUUUCUUCCGCACACUGCUCAGAAAAAAGCAAAUGUGUCUCAUAAAGUUAAAGCGAGUCUUAUUAUCUAUUUUUAUUGCAUAAUAAUCGUUUUUCACACAUUAAAUCGAUUUAAGAGAGUAUUGUAAUUAAGUUUGUUUUGUUUUGUUAGCGCAAAACCGUGGAAUUGUAUAACGUGUGCAUGUAAAUACAUUUACAUGUUUUAUUUUUUUGCUCCACAGUUUAUUGUUAUUAUACUGUAGUAGAGACUUGUGUGAUACUUGUCGUAAGAAUAAAUACGAGAAUGGAAACA
Messenger RNA from Wasmannia auropunctata (little fire ant), 2430 nucleotides. Its product is annotated as zinc finger and BTB domain-containing protein 24-like. NCBI's taxonomy places the organism in Eukaryota, Metazoa, Arthropoda, Insecta, Hymenoptera, Formicidae. The transcript is spliced from 2 exons. The coding region runs from base 1 to 1815 and encodes 604 amino acids. Gene Ontology annotation, biological process: regulation of transcription by RNA polymerase II; central nervous system development. Gene Ontology annotation, cellular component: nucleus. Gene Ontology annotation, molecular function: RNA polymerase II cis-regulatory region sequence-specific DNA binding; DNA-binding transcription factor activity, RNA polymerase II-specific. The record is from RefSeq and is a predicted model, not a curated record.